UUUUGUUUGUCCUGCAGGCUUAGGGUUUGCGAGAUUUAGGGUUUCUCUUAGGUCGCGCCCUCUUUCGAUCCCUGUCUCUCUCUCUCUCUGUUGAUCCUUCUGUCUGUUGUUGCGGCGAAGAAUGGGGGAAGCAAGAGACAACGACAACUACCAGGAGGAGCUCAUCGAUUAUGAGGAGGAAGAAGAGUUGGCUGCUGACGCCGUCGCCACCAAGGGCGCUGGAGAAUCGGCGAAGAAAGGUUAUGUUGGCAUCCAUAGUUCAGGAUUUCGAGACUUCCUAUUGAAACCAGAGCUUCUUCGAGCUAUAGUAGAUUGUGGGUUUGAACAUCCUUCCGAAGUGCAACACGAGUGCAUCCCGCAGGCGAUUCUAGGAAUGGAUGUUAUCUGCCAAGCAAAGUCUGGGAUGGGGAAAACUGCUGUCUUCGUUCUGUCAACCUUGCAGCAGAUUGAGCCAGUUGCAGGUCAAGUUGCAGCACUUGUUUUAUGCCAUACGAGGGAGUUGGCUUACCAGAUCUGCAAUGAGUUUGAAAGAUUCAGCACAUACCUGACAGAUAUUAAGGUGGCUGUAUUUUAUGGUGGUGUGAACAUCAAAAUACACAAAGAUCUAUUGAAAAAUGAGUGCCCACACAUUGUUGUUGGCACACCCGGGAGAAUUUUGGCUCUGGCUAGGGAUAGGGACCUUGCUUUGAAGAAUGUGAGGCACUUCAUUCUUGAUGAAUGUGACAAAAUGCUCGAGUCACUUGAUAUGCGGAGAGACGUGCAAGAGAUCUUCAAGAUGACCCCUCAUGAUAAACAAGUGAUGAUGUUUUCUGCAACACUCAGCAAAGAAAUCCGCCCUGUUUGCAAGAAGUUUAUGCAAGAUCCAAUGGAAAUUUAUGUGGAUGAUGAAGCCAAGUUGACACUCCACGGUCUUGUUCAGCAUUACAUAAAGUUGAGCGAAUUGGAAAAGAACCGCAAGUUGAAUGACCUCCUAGAUGCAUUGGAUUUCAAUCAAGUUGUUAUCUUUGUGAAAAGUGUUAGCAGAGCAGCUGAACUUAACAAAUUGCUUGUGGAGUGCAAUUUCCCUUCCAUUUGCAUUCAUUCUGGCAUGUCUCAGGAAGAGAGAUUGACGAGGUACAAAGGCUUCAAAGAGGGUCACAAAAGGAUUCUUGUUGCGACUGAUCUGGUUGGCAGGGGCAUAGAUAUUGAGCGCGUGAACAUUGUAAUCAACUAUGAUAUGCCUGACUCUGCAGACACAUACCUACACAGGGUUGGCAGAGCUGGCCGGUUUGGCACAAAGGGUCUUGCAAUCACUUUUGUAUCCUCAGCCUCUGAUUCUGAUGUUCUAAAUCAGGUCCAAGAAAGGUUUGAAGUAGAUAUAAAGGAGUUGCCAGAGGAAAUCGAUAGUUCAACAUAUAUGCAAUCGUGAGGCUGAACAUCUGAAGGCUUGUUGCCCUCCUGCAUGUAGCUGAGAAGGUUCGGUGCUGUGGCCAUUGGGAAAUCAUCAAUGUAUUUAUGCACACCCUGGAGCUCAUUUGGUGACGCUGUAAUCAACUUCUUAAGCAAUAGCUCGUGUACUCUUAGGAUUUUGUCAGAUAUCUACUUAAGAGAUAUGCUUACCCUCUGACAGUCUGUAGAACACAUUUCAUGUGGAUUAGGGCUUUUAGCAUUGUGAGUUACAUUUUCUGUUCAAUUCUUAAUUAGCCUUUGGCAUUUGAAGUUA
Messenger RNA from Nymphaea colorata (pocket water lily), 1702 nucleotides. RefSeq names its product DEAD-box ATP-dependent RNA helicase 15-like. Gene Ontology annotation, molecular function: RNA binding; ATP binding; RNA helicase activity. Lineage: Eukaryota; Viridiplantae; Streptophyta; Magnoliopsida; Nymphaeales; Nymphaeaceae. The coding region runs from base 122 to 1408 and encodes 428 amino acids. The transcript has 12 exons. The record is from RefSeq and is a predicted model, not a curated record.